AUGGAUCUAGGCAUCAUUCGGACCAGUUCCGGCAUUGAUAACGAGGAAAAGAAUCGGGAAGAAGCGAUGAAGCGAAAAGUGACAGAAACCAUCGUGACGACGUACUGCGAGCUGUGCGAACAGAACUUCUCCAGCUCCAAAAUGCUGCUCCUCCACCGCAAUAAAGUACACAAUACGGCCUACAUCGAGUGCCACCUGUGUCUGAAACUCUUCACUCGAACGAUUCAAUUCAACCGACACAUGAAAACGCAUUACGGUCCGAAUGCGAUGAGUCAUGUGAAAUGUGAGCUGUGCGAGCGACAAUUCAAGGAUAAGGAAUCGCUGAAAACGCAUUGGGAGGUGUCGCAUGUAGAAGAUGAAGAGAUGGACACAGAAGACGUUGAGCCUAAGCCUGAAGCAAAAAUAGGAGAAAAUGGACUUAAUAAGGAUCGAGAGCUGUUCAAAGUGCUCGGAAAGCAGGAAAUGAAGAAUUUGGAGGCGUUGAAAGUCACCAGCUCGUGGGUCCAGCACGCCACCACCUUCUCAGCCACCAUUGACAGCUCCACAUCUCAAAGCCUCUCGAAAAUCGAUAUUCCCGAUUUUCUAACCGUCCCCGACACGAUUUCCACCUGGUUCCCGGUUCAAUACUCCGUCCUUCCCGCCCUUUUCAAAGAUAUCCAGGCUCCGCCCCCAUUGAGACCUCGUGACGUGGCAAUUGCGGCUCCGACGGGCAGUGGAAAGACGAUUUGUUAUGUUUUGCCGGUGCUGGCGGCCGUGGGAUCCAGGCCGUCGAAUAGCUUGCAUGCGGUGAUUUUGGUGCCAGUGCAGACGCUGGUGACACAGAUUGUGGAGGAAUUUAGACGCUGGAAUGGUCCCGAAGGCACUGCCAAGGUUGUCUCUCUCUCCGGAGCCAACGAUUUCGACAAAGAGCAACGUCAACUAUCCGCCGAUCCUCCAAACGUGAUCGUCGCCACGCCGGCGCGCCUUGUUCAACACCUAACCGCCCAAAUCCCGCCCCCAAUCGAUCUAUCGAAAUUGAGAUUUCUGAUCGUUGAUGAAGCGGAUCGAAUGGGCAAAUUGAUGCGAGAGGAAUGGCUGGAUUUGGUGGAAUUCUUGUGUGGAGGCAUGGAGAGAGUGGCUUGUCUGAAUGACGUCAUCAGACAGAGACGGGCUCCACAGAAGAUUGUUCUAUCGGCGACGUUGUCCAAGGAUGUCGAAGAGUUGCAUUUGUGGAAUCUGUUCAAGCCCAAAUUGUUCUCAGCAACGGCGACGAAGGCUAAAGAUAUCACCUCCACCGUCCCAAUGGAUCAUAUCUCUGGUCGUCUCGCCCUCCCAUCCUCCAUCUCCCACCGCCUAAUCGUCUCCGACUCUAAAUUCCACCCGCUAGCAGUUUAUCAACAAAUCCAACGAAACAAGUUCAACAGAACUCUAAUCUUCGUCAACGAAGUCUCCUCCUCAAAUCGGCUGGCUCAUGUGCUCAAAGAGCUCUCUCAGGGAGAGUUCGAAGUCGAUUACUUCACAGCGCAGCUCUUCGGAAAACGCCGAUAUAAGAUGUUGGAGAAAUUCAAUAAAAACCCGAAUCGAGUGCUCAUCUGCUCAGAUGUGCUGGCGAGAGGAACGGACUUGAAUCGGGUUGAUUGUGUUAUCAACUACAAUCUGCCCGCGGAUGAUAAGCUUUUUGUGCAUAGAGCCGGAAGAACGGGACGUGCUGGGCAGGAGGGAUAUGUGAUUAGUGUUGGUGAUAAGGAGACGAAGAGGUUGUUUGUGAAGAUGCUCAAAGUCACAAAUUUGUGGGGAGAUACGGUUGAGGAGCAAAUGGAUGAGUACCUGUUUGAGAAGGAUUUGGAGAGAUACACGAAAGCGAUUGAAUCCCUCAAAACCAUCGUCUCUACAAACACAAAAACCAAAAAUGGCUCAGCUGCCAAACGAUCCGGUUUCGAAGCGAAACGAAAAAGCAGACCGAAUGCGAGAGGAGAAAAGCCGUGGUUGAAGAAGAAGACGACGACGACGGAGUGA
This is a messenger RNA of Caenorhabditis briggsae, 1995 nucleotides long. Gene Ontology annotation, molecular function: nucleic acid binding; ATP binding. Lineage: Eukaryota; Metazoa; Nematoda; Chromadorea; Rhabditida; Rhabditidae. The transcript is spliced from 7 exons. Gene Ontology annotation, cellular component: nucleus. The coding region runs from base 1 to 1995 and encodes 664 amino acids. The record is from RefSeq and is a predicted model, not a curated record.